Messenger RNA from Physeter macrocephalus (sperm whale), 1228 nucleotides. RefSeq lists its product as uncharacterized. The coding region runs from base 1 to 843 and encodes 280 amino acids. The transcript has 3 exons. NCBI's taxonomy places the organism in Eukaryota, Metazoa, Chordata, Mammalia, Artiodactyla, Physeteridae. The record is from RefSeq and is a predicted model, not a curated record.
AUGGUUUUGGAACCACCGGGAUCCCUGAGCUUUACGGCCCAGACCCAGAGCUGGAUAGGAGGAAACAGGCCGGACAGCCUGCGGCCCCUCCCCGCCCUCUGGGCGGCUCCUUCCUCUCUCCUCCAGCUCCGGCGGGCAGCGGCGCUCGUGCUGUGUCACUUUCGCCAUCCGGAGCCUCCAGCCGCGGAGCCCGUAGCUACAGCGGCUUCUUCCCUUUGCGCGCGGGCCCCUAGCCUGGGAGCUAAUCCCCGGCCGCAGAGACCCAGCGCCGAGCGGACAGAGCCGGCAAAGGCAUGCGGCCGGCUGGGCACCCGGCAGCGGCGCAGGGCAGCGCGGGGCUGGGCCCGGGGCCGGUCAGGCCGGACAGCCUUUGGCCCCCACUAUCUCCAGGCCGAAAAAUUGGGAGGGGGUGCGCAGAGCGCGCUGAUUCUCUCCAGGAUCUGCGAAGGCGGCAGCAGGCGCGGGCACGAGCACCCACAGAGCGCCCCCGGCCAAGGGUCAAUCGAGGGGCGUGGGGGGGCAACGCGCGAGCGCCCGAGGCUCCUCCAGGCCCAGCCAGACCAGCCCCCGGCGCCACCGACCCUGAAAACUCCACGAAACCAAACAGACAACGCCGCCCACAGGAGGGGCUCGGACUCCCGACUGUCAUUUCACGUCAAUGGAGAGACGUACCCAACUCAGAUGCGCGGUCCCCGGGACGCCUCCCUCAGAUGCACCCAGGCUCCAGCAUCCGGCCCUCAGGGGCAGCACAGCUCCGCCGCAGACAAGCUACCGCUCCCCCCGCCCGCCGCCCCCCCCACCCCCCACCACUGCCGGCGUCCGGGACAGUCACCUGCUCGCUGAAGGACCCGAGCCGGAACCCGGGUCACCAGCCACCGCGAGCUGGCUUUUCAGAGCCUGUCAACUUAACCCCGGCUCCGCCGGACGGAUCCGUUCCCCAGGCCCAAUUACACCGCGGCGACAGGAAUGAAUAAUAAUAAUAAUUUUUUUUAAGCCAACAGAAUCACCGCCGUGGGGAAUGUCCAAAGCCGCGACCUCAGUGGAUCUACCGAUUCGGGUUCCUCCUCUGCUCCCAUCCCCCGCGCCCCCCGCGGCCCGCGGGCUCACCGUGGACGGAGGGAGGGUGCAGCCUGUCUAGACGACAGACAUCCCCGCGCCCGCGGGGACGGGCGCGCACACACACACGCGGCCGCCACAGACACAAUCAGUCACCAGAGGAGGGAGGGGC